Sphaerodactylus townsendi is the source of this 8089-nucleotide messenger RNA. RefSeq names its product collagen type XVIII alpha 1 chain (gene COL18A1). The coding region runs from base 102 to 5720 and encodes 1872 amino acids. Gene Ontology annotation, molecular function: protein binding. The transcript has 42 exons. The record is from RefSeq and is a predicted model, not a curated record. NCBI's taxonomy places the organism in Eukaryota, Metazoa, Chordata, Lepidosauria, Squamata, Sphaerodactylidae.
CAGCCUCAGAGCUCCAGAGAACAGAUCAAUGCGAAUUCUUCCUUUCACCAUUUACUGCUCCACAGCAUACUCCUUCCCCCCCACCCCCAAGCAAACUUUUAAUGGCUCGAGUUGUGCAGAAUUUUGGACUCCUGCUGUUGCUGACCUGUAGCUUAUCAAAUGCCCAGGGCUGGAGGAGUUGGCUUUGGGGGAGUUCAGAGAAAACAACCCUGUCUCCCACAAAGGCUGUCGAUACUGAGGAUCAGAUGACACAUCAGCUGGCCACAUCCGAGGCAACCACCUUGAUCAUCCCCUCUGAAAGCACCACACAGCAAACGGGAAAAGUAUGGAAUAUAUUCACCCUUAAGAGACCAGACCUGACUGCAGACACAACUGCCCCUACUACAGCUACUGCAUCACCUUCUGAACUGGGAGGCCAAGAGGGAAAUACUGCAGGGGUAGGGACUGAGGUACUCAAUGUCGCUGAAGAAAUCCAGAAUCUGGUUCAGCAGUGGAAUAAAAAGACAACUGAAGAGACAAAGAGGACCGAGGCACUGGUGACAACUGGUUUUUUGGAUACUUCCCCUCUUAGUACUACAGAGCUUGCUUCUGUCCAGAAUGUUACUGCCAACUUGACUCGUGAGGUGCAGAUCUUGCUGGAAACUGAGCAGUCUCAGAUUUCUCUCUCAGUGAUUACAAAACCCAACUUACUGUGGAACAAGACUCAAGUUCUGUUAAAGAAGCCUGAGAUGCCACUCCCAGGUAGUGCUACUUUCUCAUUUUCACCUGAUGACCAAGCCAGCAGGGAUGUGGUGCCUUUUCAAGAAUCCACAGAUGCAGGGCGAGAAGGUGCUAUUACUCCAGAACUAAGGGCAGAUCGGGGAGCUUUCUCAGAAAACCGAGGAAUUGUAUCCAGCGCAAAUAUUGUGGAAUUGCAGAAGCUUCAGGCUAAUAGCAGCGUGGAUGUUGGAAUUACAUCCAAGGUGGUGGGAGCUUCAGACAACUGGCUAUCCCUUUAUGUUGCAAAUUCAAACCAAUCGGCCUAUGAUAACAAUAGUACCCAUCACAGCCUUAAAAAACACCCCUUUAAGCAUUCUGGGAUAUCAGUAGCUGAUGCAAAUAAGAACUACUCUAGUGAUUCUGUUUCUAAUUCAAAUGCAACUAAUUUAACGGAUUUCCCCCCUGCCAGUAACUCUGAAUCUCUUGAGUUUCUACUAACCUACACUGUGCAACAUUUUAGCAAUAGUAGUGCAGGGCUUCCUUCCUUUUAUUCUGGAUUGACUCCAACAGCUGGCCACUGCUUGCCCUUACCAGCCAAGCUGUCAUAUUGCAACAACCUGGGCAUGAAGCAUUUCCGAGUGCCGAAUUAUUUGCAUCAUGGCAGUGAGGAUGAAAUUCGGGCUGCUUUGCAUGAGUGGGAGGGGCUUCUUAAAUCGCGGUGUCACCGCUACUUGGAGUGGUUUUUCUGCUUGCUGCUGGUACCUGGGUGUAACACUUCUCUUCCAGUAACACCUCCACCGUGCCGGGGAUUUUGCGAGGCCCUGAAAGAUCUAUGUUGGAUUCAUUUGAAAGAGGGGCAUCUUCCGAUAUCAUGUGACACUCUCCCAGCGGAGGAUGGUGUAUAUUCAUGUGUUUUUGUUAAUGUUUCAGCAGAAAAUGUCAGCCCAGAAGUUGGUCUCUUAGAGCUGAUUGGGGAACCCCCGCCAGACCAGAUAACCAAAAUAUAUGGCCCUGACAACAGUCCUGGCUAUGUGUUUGGACUGGAUGCCAACACUGGCCAAGUGGCCCGUUACCACCUCCCCAGCCCUUUUUAUAGAGACUUCUCAUUGCUGUUCCACAUUCAGCCCACAUCAGACAAGGCAGGAGUGCUUUUUGCCAUCACAGAUGCUUCCCAGUCGAUUAUCUAUGUUGGUGUGAAACUUUCAGAGGUGAAGGAUGGGAAGCAGCAGAUAAUCUUCUACUAUACAGAACCUGGCUCUCAGAACUCCUAUGCUGCUGCCACAUUCACGGUCCCUUCCCUUGUCAAUCAGUGGACACGCUUUGCCAUCAGUGUCGAGGAGGAAGAGGUGGUUCUCUAUAUGGACUGUGAAGAAUCUGAACGAGUCCGCUUUGAGCGCUCGCCUGAUGAGAUGGAACUGGAAGAAGGCUCUGGGCUUUUUGUGGCUCAAGCUGGAGGGGCUGACCCAGACAAAUACCAGGGUAUAAUCGCAGAACUGAAAGUGAAAGGAGAUCCUCGGGCAGCUGACGUCCAGUGUGAGGAGGAUGAGGAUGAUUCUGAUACGAUAUCUGGAGAUGGUGGUAGUGGUGCUGAAGAAAAGCCACAGUCCCCAGGAAAGGAAAAGGGAGCUCAUGUGCCAUUAAACCUCCCAGAACCCCCACCUGUCACUUCUCCUCCCACUAAUAAAAAGCCUGUACAGGCAGAAGAGAAACCCAGUUUGCAAACUGAACUAACCAAACCAGAAGAGAGGCCACCAUUUGCUUCAGGAAUAGUUGGAGCCAAAGGUGAAAAAGGGGAUCCGGGAGAAAAAGGUGACCGUGGCCCUAAAGGGGAUUCUGGAGUUGGUGAAGUUCUACCAUCAGGUGGUGCUAAAGGUGAUAAGGGAGAAAAAGGGGAGCUGGGUGUUAAGGGAAAUGCAGGCUUUGGGUAUCCUGGCUCUAAAGGACAGAAAGGCGAACCAGGUGUGCAAGGAUCUCCAGGCCCUGCUGGCCCCCCUGGCCCUCCUGGGACUGUUAUUCAAAGCCUUGAUGGCUCUGUUAUAGAGCAGGUUGCUGGGCCUCCAGGACCCUCAGGACCCCCUGGAUUGCCUGGAAAAGAUGGUUUACCUGGAAAGGAUGGAGAGCCUGGGGAUCCUGGUGAAGAUGGUAAAUCAGGUGAUGUUGGCCCUCAAGGAUUUCCGGGGACCCCAGGAGAGCCUGGACAAAAAGGAGAAAAGGGUGAUCCAGGAGUUGGUGCACAAGGUUCUCCUGGUCCACCAGGACCACCUGGGCUACCAGGAUUCAGCUCUAAACUGGACAAGUUGACAUUUAUUGAUAUGGAAGGCUCUGGCUUUGGAGGUGACUUGGAAAGUUUCCGGGGUCCCAGAGGACCUCCUGGGCCCCCAGGGCCUCCUGGAGUACCAGGCUUGCCAGGACAACCUGGGAGAUUUGGGACGAAUGGUACUGACCUUCCAGGACCACCUGGCCUCCCUGGAGUGCCAGGCAGAGAUGGCAGCCCAGGACUUCCAGGACUUCCUGGUCCUCCUGGUUCUCCAGGAAGAGAUGGCAGCCCUGGUCAACCUGGGGCAAAUGGAGCAAGUGGAGAGCCAGGAGAACUAGGUCUUCCAGGAGCACCUGGUCCCAAGGGCAGUAAAGGAGAUACAGGGUUAACAGGAACACCAGGGGAAACUGGCUUGGCAGGACUUCCAGGGCCCAUGGGUCCUCGAGGACAGCCUGGACCUCCUGGUCCACCUGGGCCAGGAUUUGCACCUGGAAUUGAUGAUAUGGAAGGGUCAGGACUGCCAUUUGUUUCUGCUGUCCCUGGAGCACGUGGACCAGAAGGGCCUCAGGGACAAACAGGACUUCCAGGGCUCAAGGGGGAUGCUGGCAGCUCUGGUGUGCCAGGAGAAAAAGGAGACAAGGGAGACACAGGAUUGCCAGGACUAGAUGGUCGUCCCGGACUAGAGGGUUUCCCAGGGCCGCAGGGGGCACAAGGUAGCAGAGGGGAUCCAGGAGAUAAAGGUGAACCAGGUCAAGAUGGAAUAGGAUUGCCAGGUCUCCCUGGGCCCCCUGGCCCUCCAGGACAAGUUAUCCAUCUGUCCAGUGAUGAUACAAGCUUAUCUAGUGUUCUGGGUCCAGAAGGCAAACAAGGACAUGCUGGUUUCCCAGGGCCAGUUGGACCAAAGGGUGACAUAGGAUCCUCAGGUCCUCAGGGUUCUUCAGGACCAAAGGGUGAAAAAGGAGAGCCAGGCGUUAUAAUUGGCCCUGAUGGAACUGUCAUAGCAGCUCAGGCAAAGGGCGAAAAGGGUGAGUCAGGCUCAAGAGGACCUGUGGGACCAGCAGGGCCACCUGGGCGUCAAGGACAGAAAGGAGAAAUUGGCUUUCCUGGAAGACCUGGUCGGCCAGGCAUGAAUGGGUUGAAGGGAGAAAAAGGUGACCCUGCAGACUCAAGUGGAGGCCUGGGCUUAAGGGGUUCUCCUGGUCUCCCUGGACCACCUGGACCCCCAGGACCUCCAGGCAACAUAGUGCCUGUUUAUGACAAUAAUGCAUUUAGUGAGACGGGCCCUCCUGGACCUCCAGGGCUGCCUGGCUACCAUGGUGCUCCUGGUCAGAAAGGAGAGAAAGGCGAGAUGGGUGCUCCGGGACUCCCAAGCCAGUUCCCCUUUGAUCUCAGUAGAUUGGGCUCCACAGUUAGGGGAGAAAAGGGGGACAGAGGAGACUCUGGAGCAAAAGGUGAAAAGGGUGAACCAGGUGGUGGAGGAUUCUUUGGAUCAAGCAUCGCAGGACCUCCAGGUCCUCCAGGAUAUCCUGGUCUUCCGGGUCCAAAAGGGGACAGUGUUAGGGGACCACCUGGUCCCCCUGGACCUCAAGGACCUCCUGGGGCAGGAUUUGAGGGUCGGACAGGUCCUCCUGGUCCUCCCGGUCCUCCUGGUCCUCCUUCUUUUCCAGGUCCCCACAGACAACCUAUCAGUAUUCCUGGACCUCCAGGGCCACCAGGGCCACCAGGACCUCCAGGCGUUGGCGAUGCAUCUUCUGGGCAGCUGCGAAUCUUACCAAGCUAUCAGAGCAUGAUGAGCAGAGCUCACGAAGUGACUGAAGGGCAGCUCCUCUUCAUCCGAGAUAGAGAAGAGCUCUACAUCCGUGUCCGCAAUGGUUUCAGAAGAGUCCUUCUUGAGGAAAGAGUCUCUAUCUCUGGUCCUGGUCUGGACAAUGAGGUAUAUGACAGGCCUCCCAAUUGGCCACGUGGUGGGGGCACAGCAUCAUCUGGAUCCCAACGACCAUUCCCACAGCAUUUACCCUUGCAUCCAUACCGAGAAUUUAGUGUUUACUCCACUGCCAAGCCUUGGAGAGGAGAUGAGAGUGUGGCCAACCAACAUCGUCUUCCUGAGCUGCCUGUCAUCCACCAUCCUCAUCAGGGAGCACAGCAGCAGCAAAAGCAAGUGAAUGCCUUCUUCCACAACAGCCCCCAGUCAGAAACUCUUCCUUCUGCCAUUCACACACACCAUGACUUCCAGCCUGCUCUCCACCUUAUAGCCCUGAACACUCCUCUGAGUGGCAGUAUGCGUGGCAUCCGAGGGGCUGACUUCCAGUGUUUCCAGCAGGCCAGGGAGGUUGGUCUGACAGGCACCUUCCGAGCAUUCCUCUCGUCCCGCCUGCAAGAUCUCUACAGCAUAGUGCGCAGAGCAGACAGGAGCACGGUGCCAAUAGUAAAUCUCAGGGAUGAAAUGCUAUUUACUAACUGGGAGCACCUCUUCUCAGGCUCUGAGGCUCCCUUCAGAACUGGGGUUCGUAUCCUCUCCUUCGAUGGAAGGGAUGUCUUGAGAGAUUCUGCUUGGCCUCAGAAGUCCGUGUGGCAUGGCUCUGACUCCAAGGGACGGAGAUUAACAGAGAGCUACUGUGAAACAUGGCGGACAGAUGACACAGUAGUGACAGGGCAGGCGGCCUCACUGACGUCGGGCAAGCUGCUCGAGCAGAAGAGCAGCAGCUGCAAAAAUGCCUUCAUUGUCUUAUGCAUCGAAAACAGCUUCAUGACUUCUCAGAAAUGAAAUGGCACACGCCCAAAGCGCUGACUGCAAGUGGAGGGUGGGCACCUCCUGUUGCCCUCUGGUAGAAGGGAACAGGCGAUGGUCCCUCCUCACCUCACCCCCAAUCAGGAUAGUGUAUCCAGCCAGUUCCACAGUAUAGCCAUGAAGCAGAUAGAUGAACAAAAAGCCAAAGAGUGUCUUCAUGUGGUUUCCAGCACAGACCGGGUCCUUUCUGCCUUUGUGGCACAGCUGUGAAUAAUGCAUGUCUCUGCCAGAAGGGCUGGGGCAAGUCAGGCUUGUUUGUGAGGCAAUCUUCAGGCAAGUAUGGUACAUGAAACGGUCUCUCUUUCUCGCCAUGUACACAUGAUACUAAGAAUGUAUGUACAAUCUGUGUACAGUGUACACUUAAUUUUUCUUCGUACAAGCAUUGAUUAACUCUUAGGUUAGAUUCAAUGCAAGUACGGCGUGACUUUCAGAAACCCAUUUAUCCAGGUACUGGUUUUCAUUUUUAUUUUUAAACUGUGCACACGCUAGCUCUUUCUUACAAACAGAUGUACUUGUGUACAUGCAUUCACUAUAACUUCUGAAAGGGCUCAUCUCUUCUCUCUCUCUCUUUAAUCAUGCUCAUAUAAUGCCUAUAAUUGUACCUUUUGUUACAACAUCCUUAUUUGUCUGUCUCUUCCCCCCAUCCCCAACUUAGAUUUCUUUUAUUAAAAAAUAAGGAAACUGAGAGUAAGUGAGCAGCUCAGAAAUUCUGUUUAUUGGGGCUGUGUUUGCAUAUACAAGAGGCUCUUCAUAAAGCAGACAGAUGGUGGGCACUGCUUCCAUUUGGAGCCCACUACUGUGUGAGUUUGAGCUACUGUUACCUCUGUAUGGACCACUAGGCACUCUUGAGCCUGCUCUGACUUUGAAGAUCACGGAUCAGAAAUUAGACCUGCUGUUCAGUGCCUUGAGGACACUUAUGACCGUAAUAAACACUGAACAGGGUUCUCUCUGUGCCCUGGGAAGCAUCAUGGCCAAACCCUUUCAAAGACACCAAGACCUUUUGCAAGUAGAUACUGCAUAUGGGGCUGAAGAAUUAUAUUCCUCUCUCUAGCACAUACUAUGUCUGAUGUACCAGCUGCCUUAGUAGUUUUGCUGAGGUUGUCUUAUAGUUCCUGGUACAGAACAAAAUAAUAUUGUUCUAGUCACAAAAUUCUGGUUACAAUUUUUGUUACAGAAUUUGUGUCAUCUUCUGCUCAGCGCCAUGUGGAUUAAGGCCACAAAUCUUACUUUGCACAGUACUUCUUCUCUGGCCCUCCCAAACUUUUCAUCUUUUUUUUUAAAAAGGAUACUAAGAUCAACCACCGUAAAAGUCAAGUGUUUGAUUUUGCCUAGAUAUUUUCUUUGCGCCGGACACAAAAGUUGUCAUUUUAAAAAAAAACUUUUUAACAUUGUUUUUGCCCUCUCCAAGUAGGUGGUACACUAUACUAUUGGCAAGUAUUUCCACAGAAAGUGAGCCUGGCAUAUCUGGCCAAUGAUGAUUCCUGAAGCUCAUCUGUUGAUUUUCUUUCACAUCAUGCCUUGAGCAGCAGCUUAAAAGCAGAGAUGGAAAUUUGUAACUUCACUAUCCCUUUGGUUAAGAACAAAGGAGAUAGAGGAAAUAGCUUUAUAACUGUUAAACUCUGAGCCUAAUCAAACUUUUAAACAUCUAGAACAGCUGUUCUGUGAGUUAGCAUGGACACAGCUGGAGGUCCCUUUUAAUCAUCUCUUUUCCUUCUUGUUCUGUUCCCCCCCCCCCCAAUAUGUGGCAGGAACCACUAGACCCAAGCCAUUCCUAUUUGAUAUACCUUCAGCUUCUUAAUGAAUAAAAAAGAGACAGUAACUGGUGCUCUGCUAAUAUUUCAGGAUCUGGGAAUUACUACAGGACAAACACUUAACUAUUAUCUUGUGUUGUGCAUCACUGUUUUGCUCAGUUCCAAGCAGUGCAAGUGAAUUUGAUAUAAGCAGGUUUUUGGCCAGGUGGCACUGAAGCUACCUAGUGAAGAUAGCCUGCCUUCUGACUCUACGCCUUGAUUUCCUAUUGAAACCACUUCUAUGUCAGAAGACUUGCCCAGUUUUUGAUACUGUCAUGUACCAGUUUGUUUUAAACACUAACACCUGAGCAUUUGAAGCAGGUGUGAAAAGCCAAGGUGCUAAAUUUCUACCGAUUGUCAAACUGAAAUUUUAUUACUCGGGGUUGGGGGUGGGAUUGAAGGGUAGAAGAACCUGUGCAAGUCACACAAUCUAUUUCUGUCUACUGUAUUUUGUGAAACUUACUGCAAUUUUUAAAGCCUGUGGAUUUCUAUACCUUUUUGUGUUGUGUUCUGUAAACUGUUUCCUAAAGGCACUGAAUAAAGGACAAUAUCCUC